This is a messenger RNA of Penicillium hordei, 1719 nucleotides long. RefSeq lists its product as uncharacterized. Gene Ontology annotation, biological process: regulation of DNA-templated transcription. The transcript is spliced from 5 exons. NCBI's taxonomy places the organism in Eukaryota, Fungi, Ascomycota, Eurotiomycetes, Eurotiales, Aspergillaceae. Gene Ontology annotation, molecular function: zinc ion binding; DNA-binding transcription factor activity, RNA polymerase II-specific. The record is from RefSeq and is a predicted model, not a curated record. The coding region runs from base 1 to 1719 and encodes 572 amino acids.
AUGGCUUCUCUUGGUCUCCAACCUCCUGCUCCUGUUCCUUCGCCACCACUAUCAGACAUGACUAAGGCGCGGAGACGACUGGUUCUCGCCUGCGACACCUGCAGAUCACGAAGAGUGAAGUGCGGUGGCCAGCGACCGUGCUGCGCUCCGUGUCGGAUUCGGGGGCUGGACUGCUGCUAUCAAAAGCUCCCUGAAAGCCCGGCGAAUCCGGUAGAAACAGAAUUAGCGAAUGUCAAUAUGCGCCUCGACUACCUCACCGCGCUGCUGUCCAAGCAGCCCAACUCCCUACCCGGGAGUGCGCUAGGCUCACACGAGGACUCCCCAUUUCGUUUGCUGGCAACUCAGUCUAUCAUGCACGUUCUCGGAAUCGAAGACGACUACAUCCAGGGCCUCAUUCGACUCGAGCGAGCGAACCUUCUCGCUGGCACGACCACCUCACCGCGCAUCUUCUUCAGCUCCCAUAGUCAAGUCACGGAUGCUCUAGCUGCGUUCUCGGAGCUAAUCCAUGGCUAUUACCCCAUCCUUCCGUUGGGCUUUACCGAAGAGUACUUUCACAUCCUGUCAGAGCCCCUGACGCCCUCGUCCCAUAACUGCUUAGCUCUACUUGUGGCCGCAAUCGGUGGCGUUGUACGCGACCAAAGCUUUGGGAGCCCGUACUAUGAAGCAGCCCUCGCGUCGCUUCCUAUAGUCCUUGCAGAAUGCACAUUGACGAGCAUUCAAUGCCUGAUCUUCUUCAGCAUCUACUACUGCUGCCUUCUCAAGCCAUUCCAGGCCCACGACUACUGCUUGAUAGCUUCUUUCAAGAUCCAGAAUCUUUUCAAGAGUGGACUGGAAGUCACAGAUAGUGACGCUCUUGAACUGACGCAUAGAACAUAUUGGGCGAUAUUAUUACUGGAGAGCGAAUUGGGUGUCCAGUUCGACGUUUCCAAAAGCGACAUCUGGAAUCUAGGUGAAUACAUGCCUCUCCCCAACUGCCAUCGCACCUGGCAAUUCCCGCCUCCGCAGCCCUCUACCAGCCUCGCCGGUGUCUCCCCAGGAAGCGCCCACUCCAGUGAUAGCACUAGCACAACUGCAGACCAGGCGCAAUCCUUCUUUCUCGCCGAAAUAGCAAUGCGCCGUUUGUUGCAUCGUUGUAAUUCUGCCGUCACAUAUUCGACAGAUAAUCGGCCUAGCUACGCCCCCGGAAUCGCCCUGGAAUUGGAGCGCCAGGUGGAUGAAUGGUACGACUAUCUCCCUGUCAACAUCCGGUUCCCCAAAGAAACGAGCGAACUGUGCACGAUGUACUCAUUGUCCAACUUCCUAAACGUUCAGUAUUACUGCUGCAAGCUAUCUAUUUACUGGCCAGCUGUUUACCAGGCAAUACAGGAUGGUCAAGUUAAUGUCCACCUCCAGGACCAUUGCCAGCGGUUCAUUGAUUCCUAUGUGCAGCUUCUUCCAAAGAUUUUUAUUGCUAUCGACAUCUGUCCGAUAUACAAGUGGACGCUCUCUAUCAGCUUUUUUGUGACCACGCUGGCUGCUCUGAAAGUGAUAGAUACCCCGUGUCUUAACGGUACCAGCCUUGACGAACUGCGGCAAUGCAUUUCCUCGGCCGCUUUUAAGGACUGGAAAAGCACAGAGAGCAGUGCUUCUUUGAGGAUCGUGCAAAAUACACUAAACCGACGCCUUCAAGAUGCAUCGUACCAGUGUGCAGGAGUAGAUCCCAGCACCGGCACCAGUUGA